UGAAAGCGGAAGAUGCCCGGGGCCAUACUGCGCUAUGGUAUAGUUUGCCAUGUAAAUUGAUUGGUAGAGAGCGAGGGAGAGAGGGAUAGGGAGAGAGAGACAGAAUGAAAGGGCCCGAGGUCACCUCAUCACCCGGCAGACCUGCGUCCCGUUGCAUUAAAAGGUUUCAUAGGCACGAAGGAUGACGAGGCAUCGCGGGGGCUCCUGGACGGACAACGAUACCUAUACAAGACCCGUGGACGCGGAACGAAGCCCGAGGGGCCAAGUGUUGAAAAAACACGGGGGGUUACACGAGCGGACGGCGGUAUCCAUAUACUCGGUGCCCUGCUAUCUCACUGAUGCCCAACCAGCGGUGACACUUAGCAUGGCAGAGUCUAAAUCAAGUCGGGGCCAACAAGAGAAAUGGGGAGAAGGAAUAGAAGCAUCCGCGCCAACUCCACGGCGCCGGUCCAAAGGGCCGGUACCUGGAAAGGAUUUGGCUCAGAGGGGGGACGGGGACUCGGGGCGCCAUGAGGGACCCGCUCUACUUAAAGUCGACGGGGAUGGCCCCUUCAACGGACGUAGCAGGCGAGUGAGCAGCAACACUCCUCCCUACUCUCUCUCUCUGCGUGUGUGUGUGUACCCAAGUCUGUAGCUUCUGCUUUGCUUGCACACUAAACGUGGGAUGAGAUGGGAUGAGGGGAGGGAGGGGUUGGCGCUUGGCGACAGGCGACGGGCGACAGGCAGGGGGGGUGUGCGGGGAGGCGGAAAGGGUAGUGGGCAGGUGAACUAACAGCAGCAGCAGCAGCAG
Colletotrichum navitas is the source of this 790-nucleotide messenger RNA. RefSeq lists its product as uncharacterized. Bases 182 to 634 code for a protein of 150 amino acids. The record is from RefSeq and is a predicted model, not a curated record. The transcript has a single exon. Lineage: Eukaryota; Fungi; Ascomycota; Sordariomycetes; Glomerellales; Glomerellaceae.